Acipenser ruthenus (sterlet) is the source of this 1851-nucleotide messenger RNA. Its product is annotated as protein RER1. The transcript is spliced from 7 exons. Lineage: Eukaryota; Metazoa; Chordata; Actinopteri; Acipenseriformes; Acipenseridae. Gene Ontology annotation, biological process: protein retention in ER lumen; retrograde vesicle-mediated transport, Golgi to endoplasmic reticulum. The coding region runs from base 121 to 711 and encodes 196 amino acids. Gene Ontology annotation, cellular component: Golgi membrane. The record is from RefSeq and is a predicted model, not a curated record.
CAGCUGCUUUUCCCUGUCAGCUAUCAGCCGUGGAGCUCUCGCGGAAGCAGUGACGUGUUCACAUUCCGGGGAUUGCACGAGCGGUAGUCUCGAGAGGAGAGCGACACCGCAGCAACCAGAAUGUCUGAAGGGGACAGUGCAGGUGAAUCCAUUCACGGGAAACCAUCAUCAAUCGCCAGCUUUUUCACAAGGCUUGGGCAGAUUUACCAGUCGUGGUUAGACAAGUCCACACCAUUUGCAGUGGUCCGAUGGGUUGUUGCUCUAAUUCUAACUGUCAUCUAUUUGAUAAGAGUGUAUAUACUGCAGGGAUGGUAUAUUGUUACGUACGCUCUUGGAAUCUACCAUCUCAAUCUCUUCAUUGCUUUUCUGUCGCCAAAAGUGGAUCCGUCACUACUGGACGACGCAGAUGAAGGUCCUGCAUUACCUACAAAGCAGAAUGAAGAAUUCCGACCCUUUAUAAGAAGGCUACCAGAGUUUAAAUUCUGGCACUCUGCAACUAAAGGAAUUGUGGUUGCAAUGAUUUGCACAUUCUUUGAAGCCUUCAACGUGCCAGUGUUCUGGCCUAUUCUCGUUAUGUACUUCAUCAUGCUUUUCUGUAUCACAAUGAAGAGGCAGAUUAAGCACAUGAUCAAGUACAGAUAUCUACCAUUUACACACGGGAAGGCAAAAUACAAAGGCAAGGAAGACACAGGGAAGUCCUUUACCAGUUAGAAUAAAUGUUACCGCCUGAAAAAAGAGAAAGAAAAUCCUUAACUUGGGGUGGGGUGGGGGGAGGAGGGACUAAAAAAAUAAAAUGGAAAAGAGUUUUGAUCCGUUGUGACGGUGUUGGACGGCAGACAGGUAAAGGAUUUACAUAAACAGAUUACGCUCCCCUUGGUACUAAAAGGUUCUCUCUUGUAGACCUUAUUUCAUUUCAGGACAGGUUUUCAUUGGAGUUGUGGAGUGCUUUAUAUUUGCCUUCUGCCCUCCCCGUGGGGGGAUGGUUCAAGCUGCUGUUGAGUGCUGUGAGGUACAGAAAUGUAUACCUGCUCCUGCUCUGCUUGUCCCUGUCUCAUUGGUGUAAUUCAUCUUCCAGCUACUUUCAGGGGAAAAGAAACCAAUAAAGCAAAAAUCAGCAUUUAAUCCACCCUUCUGGUCAGGUCAUGUUCAUCGUACCUGCCCAGUUGUUCAUUCCAUUAAAUUAUAGCACAGUGCACACAGAUCUAUUUUUGCCAAUUCUCUUGUUCUGACUUUUAAAAACCUCACUUUUUAUUACGAAGUAGUUCAAUUCUAGAAUCCUAUCAUUCCUAAGGAGAUUUAUUUUUUAAUGUUUGGUGCUCAUAUUCCAGAGGGUGUGCCAGAGAUGCAGUCAUGCUGUGAACGAUAGAGAAGGUUCAGGAUUCUGCUGUUGUUAUGGAAGGGAACAUAAGACAAGAAUUACAUGUGUCCGAAUCACCAUUUCACUAAAGGAUCAAAACUUUUUUCCUGGUGGAAGUGUAUCAUGUUUUCUUAGGGGUUUUGUUCAGGGUUUAUAUAUAUAAAAAAAAAGGGUAAAUAGUUUUGAGAUUAUUUUGAAUGCAUCAUAUUUUGCUUUACAAACAUAUUACUGUUUCCAGGUGUGUUUUUUUUUUUUUUUUUGAUUAACGUAUCAAUUUAUUUCAUGUAAACAAUCUCAUAGAAAUGAAGAAGUAGCCCUUGAACAGUAGCUUUAUAAUCCAGUUUCUUAAAAAAAAAAAAAGAAAUAUGUAAAAAUGCAUGUUUCGUGUCAUGUGCUCCAGGUAAAAAAAAAAAAAAAAACCCAAACAUGAUUUUAUUAACUUUAUUAAGUGUAAUUUUUCACUUCAGAUGUUAUUAAAGAGACAAUGUCCCUUU